Molecule: messenger RNA, 525 nt
Organism: Sporothrix brasiliensis 5110
Lineage: Eukaryota; Fungi; Ascomycota; Sordariomycetes; Ophiostomatales; Ophiostomataceae
Exons: 2
Coding region: 1-525 (174 amino acids)
Biological process (GO): SRP-dependent cotranslational protein targeting to membrane
Cellular component (GO): signal recognition particle, endoplasmic reticulum targeting
Source: RefSeq, a predicted model, not a curated record
AUGGCCACCUUCGCAACCAGCCAGCAAUGGCUCCACCAGAGCUCGCUUCUCUUGGAAGCCCGCCCGCACACAACAAAAAUUACCUGUCGCUACUCGGUCAAGCCCAAGCCGGUGCGCCGCGUCAAGAAGGCCAAGGACGGCGAGACCUUGCCGGAUGCGCCGCCAGCCACCACGAACGCGGUCGGCCAGAACCCCCGCGCCAAGCUGGUGCUCAAGACCGUCGACCCGGCCAGCGGGGUGUGCCUCAAGUACGAGACGACCAAGGCGGCCGAGGUGUCGCGGCUGGUGCAGCUGCUGGGGCAGCUGAGCCGGCGGCAGGCGGGGCUGGUGGCGGGGACUGCCUCGGCCGAGGAGCAGGCGGACGAUGUGGCCAUGGCGGAGGCGGCAGCUGCGGCAGCGGCCACGCCGGCGGACGAGUCGGGCGCAGCACCGUCGCCCGCACCGACGCCGGCGCCAGCACAGCAGCAACAAGGCGGCGGUGGCGGCGGUGGCGGCAAGGGCAAAAAGAAGAAGGGCAAGCGGUAG